Molecule: messenger RNA, 1062 nt
Organism: Aphidius gifuensis
Lineage: Eukaryota; Metazoa; Arthropoda; Insecta; Hymenoptera; Braconidae
Exons: 7
Coding region: 78-986 (302 amino acids)
Biological process (GO): arachidonate secretion; phospholipid metabolic process
Source: RefSeq, a predicted model, not a curated record
UCUUUCAAAAAUAUCAUUAAAUGGGAAUUGAAUUAAUGUCCUGAUGGGAAACAGUGGUAUAAAAUCACAGUGAUAUCAUGAAUCCAUUCAAUGCUUGUCCCACAGUGGAAGUGACAACACGUUCCUUUUUUUCCUUCAAAAUAACAAUUUUAAAAAAAACAAACAAAAGCAAAAAUUACUCAACGAAGGUAUUAAAACGAGAUUAUAAAAUGAAGCAAUUUUUCGUGAUGAUAUUGAUGUCAAUAUUCAUCUUUUAUUUUGAUGUAAUAAAAGCCCAAAAAUUUGAUAUGUAUGAUACAACAACAACUGGUUUAAGUGAUGAAUCAAAUGAGGAUUAUAUUGACAACGAAAUUGAUAUGAAAAAAACAUAUGUAUCUGGUAUUGAAAAGCUUUUUCAAAGUAUCAUGCAAACAUUAAUGUUACAACAACAAUCAAGUUUUGCUGCAAAAUUUAUAUCACAAUUGCCAAAAUCAGUUAGAGAUUUUUUUGCAAAUCAAGACAAUGAUAUUUUAACUUCACGAAUUAAUGGUUUUGGUGAUGCUCUAAACGCAUUCAAAGAAGAUUUUCAUGCUGUUUUUCCAGGGACGCUUUGGUGUGGCGGUGGAAAUGUUGCCAAAACAAACGAAGAAGUUGGACUAUUUUCACAGGUUGAUAGAUGUUGCCAGCAUCAUGAUCAGUGUCCCUACAGCAUCCAGCCGGGAGAGACCAUGGAACAACUUAUUAACAAUGGAAUGUUUACGAGAUCAGCGUGUUCGUGUGAUUAUGAAUUUUUCAAAUGUUUGAAAAAUAUAAGUACAUUGAUAUCUGUUAAUAUUGGAACAACGUAUUUUAAUAUAUUGAGACCACAGUGUUUUGGCUAUCAUUAUCCAGCAAAAACUUGCACAAAAUAUGACACAAUAAGACUACAUGAUAAAAAAUGUGUUAAAUAUAAAUUGGAUUACUCGAAAAACAAGAGCAUGGAAUGGUACGAUCUUCCUGAUUUUUAAAAAUGAGAAUACCAAUGAUUAAAUUCAUUUACUGCCAUAAUAAUUAUUUAACUAAUUUUAAUUAUAUUUGUAAUUU